UCCGGGUGGGCGGCACGCGGUGGCUGAGAACUGUACAGCUGCGUUCCCACGCACCCGCAGCCACCGCCCAGUUCGGACUCCGCCGCGCAAGGCUUACCAUACCGUCCCCGCCGCAAGACCCGUUCACGACAAACUCAAGAUGGCUGACUCCGGCGUUACCGACCCCGCUCUUGCUGCUGAGAUCAAGAAGAAGAGGACGUUCCGCACGUUCUCGUACCGCGGCGUUGAGCUUGACAAGCUCCUGGACCUCGGCAACGAGGAGCUCGUUGAGCUCGUACACGCCCGUGCCCGCCGUCGGUUCCAGCGCGGCCUGAAGCGCAAGCCCAUGGGCCUCAUCAAGAAGCUCCGUAAAGCAAAGAAGGAGGCGCCCCCGAAUGAGAAGCCCGCGGUCGUCAAGACCCACCUCCGUGACAUGAUCAUCGUCCCCGAGAUGAUUGGCAGCGUCGUCGGCAUCUACAACGGCAAGGUCUUCAACUCGGUGGAGGUCAAGCCUGAGAUGGUCGGCCACUACCUCGCUGAGUUCUCGUGCUCAUACCGGCCCGUCAAGCACGGUCGCCCUGGUAUCGGUGCCACGCACUCAUCUCGUUUCAUUCCUCUCAAGUAAAUUGGGUGGAGGGCCGCUUUCGUCUAUGUUUGCUUUCCGACUAUCAUGUGCUAUACGACCAAAAGUACUACGUCUCAUGCACCCAUAUGCCAUGCAUGCUCCGCGUAUCCCAUACACCCAAGAUGUGCUGGUUUUUUUGCGGCCCUGAUAGCGUUGUGGGGCGGUAC
Rhodofomes roseus is the source of this 771-nucleotide messenger RNA. Its product is annotated as 40S ribosomal protein S15. The transcript is spliced from 8 exons. The record is from RefSeq and is a predicted model, not a curated record. Gene Ontology annotation, biological process: ribosomal small subunit assembly; translation. Gene Ontology annotation, molecular function: RNA binding; structural constituent of ribosome. Bases 140 to 604 code for a protein of 154 amino acids. Gene Ontology annotation, cellular component: cytosolic small ribosomal subunit; ribosome. Lineage: Eukaryota; Fungi; Basidiomycota; Agaricomycetes; Polyporales; Fomitopsidaceae.